Messenger RNA from Chaetomium globosum CBS 148.51, 1461 nucleotides. RefSeq lists its product as uncharacterized. The record is from RefSeq and is a predicted model, not a curated record. Lineage: Eukaryota; Fungi; Ascomycota; Sordariomycetes; Sordariales; Chaetomiaceae. Bases 1 to 1461 code for a protein of 486 amino acids. The transcript has 8 exons.
AUGACUCUCAAAAGCCUAAUUUUGCGUGCGUGCACGCUCCUCCCUCUUCUUUCGGCAACUGCCCAUGCUCAGAAGAACGGAUCGAUAUGUCUGGGGGCCGCUGGAGUUGGUCUCGGCACUCUCAUUCCCAAAAAGGACAUCGACAUCCACCUCAUUAGCCACGAGAUCGGCCUCGUCAAGUCCAGAGUGUUUUUGGGCGGCCCGAAAGGAGCGGCUGCCUCUGCGCCCCAAAUCCUCGCCACUCACAGCUUUGAGAACCCGCCCCCACUGGACGUCCUUCUGAUCCCCGGUGGCAUCUUGUCGGAUGAGAACGCCCCCGCCCUGAACGCCUUCAUCGCCGAGCAAUACCCCAAACUAGAGUAUCUUCUCAGCGUGUGCACGGGGGCUAGGAACCUUGCUGAUGCCGGUGUGCUCGAGGGCAAGCGGGCGACGUCCAACAAGGCCGUGUGGGACACGGUGAUCACGCACGGGAAGAAUGUCACCUGGGUGCCGACCGCGAGGUGGGUGACUGACGGCAACAUCUGGACCAGCUCUGGCGUCGCGGCAGGCAUCGAUAUGAUGUACGCUUUCCUGGCCCAUUACUACAGCGACGAUGAGGCGGGCGUGCAGAACAUGAUCAACGGGGUUGAGUACGCGCCUCACACGGACCCGCAUUGGGAUCCCUUCUCAAUUGUCCACAAUAAACUCGACACCUUAGGUACUCAGUGUACUCUCAAGGCUCUUGCUCCCUUUUUCUUCUUUUCCCCGCGUUGGUUGGUGUUCUUUGAUGACUGGGCAGAUUUUCGAUUGUACGCAACGAUGUCCGACCUCUCUGAUGGUCUCAACGUGUUUGUGGACCAGUUCCGCGCCCAGAUGCAGGCCAGCGUGAACUACGUGACGGAACUGGCCGUACGACUCAGCGAACUAGACCGAAAAUACACGGAUGUAUGCCGCGACCUCAAGCGCGAGCGGGUUGCGGCCCGCGCUACGCAACAAAGCACCGAGAAGUUGGAGGCCGAGCUGAACGGGUUGAAGGAGGCAACGGUUAGAUCAUCCCCGUCAAUACCGGCAACAAUAGGAGGGCUGACGAUGUUUAGAUGGGCGGGGGUCAAGAACGGCGGAUCCGAACCUGUUUUUGGGGCAGGUGGUUGCUCAGCCGAUAUCGUCUCGCCUUCGGAUAGCGCAACAGGGAGCCUUUCGCCCCUAAUCAGCUACAUGUAUGCAGCCCGUGCAGCAGCUUCACAGCCAAAGCCUGCCCCACCGGCAGCCAGCUCACGACCGCGACCUACGUUUGGCACCAUCGAUAAGCAAAUCAUCUUGAUCAACGCCGACGGCCACCGCAUCGACAUGCCGCUGCCACCUCGAUCGGCAACAGUGGCCGAGAGUUUCAGCCGGAAGAAACUGCGGCUUUCUGCACGGCACACUGACGGCAAGCGAGAAACUGGUGAUGCGGCACAGACUCCGCGGGGAGAAGUGCCAUGA